AUAUGUAUAUCAAUUAUUUUAUUUAGAACCAUUUAUUUUAUUAUUGUAAAUUAGUCGAUCUAAUUUCUUUAGUUAUAUAGACUUUUCAACUUUCAAAAGGUUAGAGACUUUGAAUUUGGGGGACAAUGAUUUCACUGGAUGUAUUCCGGAAGAUAUGUGGGCUCCACUUUCUCUGAAAGCAUUAUAUUUAUAUGAUAAUAAACUCAGUGGCUCUUUAUCAAAGCAAAGUUUGUGUGGUUUAAAAGAUCUUCAACUUUUAGAUCUCAGCUUUAAUGAAUUUGGAGGCACUCUUCCUCAAUGCCUUGGCAAUUUGACAUCUCUCACAUUCCUACAUCUGUCUGAAAACCAACUAACAGGAUAUCUUCCUUCAUUUUGGCCACCUAAGCUCCAAUAUCUUGAUCUUAGUCAUAAUCAUCUCGAUGGCAUAUUCUCUGUCAAUUAUUCUAGCCUUGAGGUGAUUGGAUUAAGUGGCAACAAAAUUACAUUUGAGAAUGGUUGGAUUCCAUCAUUUCAGUUAAGGGCUCUUAUAAUGCAAGAUUGUGGUCUCGAAAGUAUUCCUGAGUUUUUGUUUCACCAAUUCAAAUUGGAAGUACUUGACCUUUCUCACAACAAACUAAAAGGAAGAUUUCCUUAUUGGUUACUUCAAAACAAUGGAGGACUUGAGAUCCUAGAUCUAAAGAAUAAUUCUUUCAAUGGCCAGCUUGAAAUUGGGACAAAUAUGCUUCCGAGCAUACAAUAUCUUAAUUUAGCCGCAAACCAUUUUGAAGGUGAUCUUCUUUUUUCUGCUGGGGAUGAUUGUAAAUUGAUCGCUUUAGAUUUGUCUCAUAACAAUUUUUCAGGGGAAGUUCCAGAGAGACUGCUUUCAAAUUGCAUUUCCUUGAGCUAUUUGAGGUUAUCUCAUAAUAAUUUUCAUGGUCAGAUAGCAUUAUUUAAUUUGACUCGAAUUGCUGAUUUGGAAUUGCAUGACAACCAAUUCGAAGGAACCCUAUCAAGUUUAUUCACCAAUUUUAGUCAUCAAAGUUAUGGCCCAGAGGUGUUACAUUUGAGCAACAAUCGAUUGCACGGUGAGAUUCCACACUGGAUGAGUAACUUCACAGGAUUGGGAUAUCUCAAUUUGCGUCAUAAUUUUUUUCAAGGUCAGAUUUCAUGCCAACUUCUUUCAACAGGAAUAGAAUAUCUAGACCUUUCUUAUAAUUCUUUUUCUGGGUUGUUACCUUCUUGCUCCAAUGAAAAUUCUUUGCGACAAAUAAAUUUGCAAGGUAAUAGAUUCAGUGGUUCAAUACCUGAAGCUUGGGUUAAUAUUUCAACACUGAACUUAUUAGACGUAAGCGACAACGAAUUGUCGGGCACCAUUUUUAAUAAAUCUGGUGAGAAUUUAAGUGGUUUACGAGUUCUUUUAUUACGAGGAAAUCAUUUCAAUGGCUUCAUUCCAAAUUGGUUGUGUCAGCUGAAUAAUGUCAGCUUAUUGGAUCUCUCAAGGAACUCCUUUUCUGGGUCUAUACCCCAUUGCUUAUAUAAUCUCUCAUUUGGAGGGGAAGGAGAAGGACAUCCCUAUGAUCCUCCAUUCAGCGACAUACUUUUUGCAUGGGGGAUAGGAUAUGGGGGUAGCAGUAAAACUCUCUUGGAUAACACAGAUAUUUUUUAUGGCGAGAUUGAUGAAGAAAGUGAGUUUGUUACAAAAUAUAGAGCCGACACAUAUAAGAAUAAGGCUCUUAACUAUAUGUCUGGAUUAGAUUUGUCAAAUAAUAACUUAACGGGUGAAAUCCCAUAUGAACUUGGAGCGCUAUGUCAAAUUCAUGCAUUAAACCUAUCACACAAUCAAUUGAUAGGAUCUAUUCCGAGAUCUUUUGCAAAUUUGUCCCAAAUAGAAAGUUUGGAUCUCUCCUAUAACAUUUUAAGCGGACAAAUUCCAGUAGAAUUGAUCAAUCUGAACUUUCUAGAGGCAUUUAGCGUGGCCCACAAUAAUUUAUCAGGCAGAAUUCCAGACAUGAAAGGACAGUUCAGUACAUUUGAGAGUAAAAGUUAUGAAGGGAACCCAUUUCUUUGCGGAACUCAAGUGAGAAGAAAAUGCCACGAUGAUAAUGAUGAACCAUCUCCAUCACAAAUGGAGUCACCACAAGAAGCAAGUGGGAAAUGGUAUGAAAUUGAUCGCGAGAUUUUCCUUGCAAGUUUUUCAGUAACUUUUAUAAUGUUCUUUUUGUCUGUCAUCAUCAUUUUAUAUGUCAAUCCUUAUUGGCAACAGAAAUUGAUCUAUCAUACUAGACAACAUCUAUUUUCAUGUUAUUAUUUUUUGUAUGAUAAUUUAGUGAAGUUAUUUGUCUAAUUUUCAUACCAUUAAUUAAUGUAAUCAGUUCUUAGAUCAUCUAGAGCUAAUAGUGCUUGGAUUGGUAAUGUGAAUUUACGAUUGUUGUAUUUAUAACAAUUUUGAGUAUUAAUCACCAAAUUAAUUUUAAAUCGAAUAUGUAAAAUUGAUUGUGAUUUAAUUUAUAUUAGAAAUUUUAAUUAUAAAUAGUCUAAUAAAAAGAAAAAU
Messenger RNA from Manihot esculenta (cassava), 2530 nucleotides. RefSeq names its product receptor like protein 21-like. The coding region runs from base 155 to 2323 and encodes 722 amino acids. Gene Ontology annotation, molecular function: protein binding. The record is from RefSeq and is a predicted model, not a curated record. The transcript has 2 exons. Lineage: Eukaryota; Viridiplantae; Streptophyta; Magnoliopsida; Malpighiales; Euphorbiaceae.